Messenger RNA from Acaulospora colombiana, 1224 nucleotides. Lineage: Eukaryota; Fungi; Glomeromycota; Glomeromycetes; Diversisporales; Acaulosporaceae. The record is from the annotation of a GenBank genome assembly.
AUGAGGAAACUCGUCGUCUAUUUCAUCGUUCUUGCUACCGCUGCCUCUAUUAUUGGCCUGCAUGCGCUUCCAAUUUCACCUCCUUCGGAUCCAACUAGUGCUAUCGCCUUAUUCCAAAGCAAACUUCAGUUCGCCUUAAAUAAAUACGCACAGAAAUUCUCGGGCACAGGAGAGUCUUACGUGGAAGGAUCGUAUUUCGAGUUGGGAACGUACAACUCGUCUCACGCGGAUAAUUCCUACAGCACGUAUGCGAAAGAUGAUGGUCUGGAUUACUGUUAUUACGUUCAGAUCUCGGUGGGAGGGCAAAAUUUCAAUGUGUUGCUGGACACCGGUUCUUCGAAUCUCUGGAUUCCAAGUAAAGAUUGCACUUCUCCGACUUGCUUCAUGCGCAAUAGAUUUGAUUCUUCAGUAUCCUCGACCUUUAAAUUGAGCAAUGCGUUGUGGAUUAUCUUCUAUGGUUUUACCGGUGAUUCUUCGGUGUUUGGUGUCGUCGGUCAAGAUGAUGUCGAGAUUGCCGGAGUUAUUUCCGAAGGUCAAACUUUCGGUCUCACCAUCUACGAAACCGACGAUUUCAUGCCAUACAGUUUCGACGGAAUCUUAGGUUUGGGAUUCGAUAGUUUGAAUACCAUGGCGGCUCCGUCGUUGAUCUCCAAUUUGAUACUGCAGCAAAAAAUCGAUCCAAUCUUUGGGAUCCACCUUUCUCAUUAUUUGAAUUUUAGCGACCAAUCAUCCAUCACUCUGGGCGGCGUUGACCAAAGCAAAUUUCGAGGUGAGAUCACGUUCAACCCGGUCAUCAACUCUUACGGUUUUUGGCAGAUUGACGUGGAUGACGCUCUUGUCGAUGACGAACCGAUCGGUUUUGUCGGCAAAAAUGCUAUCACCGAUACUGGCACCACCUUGAUCUACCUUCCCCUAGCCGAUGCCGAGGCAAUUCACGAGUUGAUUCCGGGAUCCAGGUUGGCUCGCAGCCAAUAUUAUUUCAUCAUCCCGUGCGAUAACACCGCCGUAGUCGCUUUCAGAUUUGGCGGCGUGGACUAUGAAAUCCCUCCCGUAGACUUGAUCUUUGCUGCAAUUGGUGGAAACGAAUGCAUCUCGAACAUUGGGGUUGGUGCCAUAAACGGAUCCGACACGUGGCUCGUCGGUGCGACAUUUUUAAAGAACGUUUACUCCGUGUAUGACUUGGAACAAAGAUCAGUUGGAUUUGCGUUCAACGCCGACACCUAA